AUGAAAGGACUGGCGAUUUGGAAGCAAAGAUGUCCUUGUGUCCGAUUUGGUCGGCCCCAACUACGAGGGCCUGUAUCCGCCCCGCCUUGUGACUCACUUACAGUGAUUCGUAGGAAAUGCGCAAAAAUGUCAGACAGUCGCGAAGGCACUUAUGCGCUCAUAACUGCCUCUAUUGUUCGUAUGGCAACUGAGAUUCGCUCAUUCAUUGCUAUGGCUACCUUAAUUACAAGGUCAUUUCGGUACCAGCACCGGCACCGGCACUGGUAUCGACAUCAAAUUCAGCAUCGGCACCAGCACAAGCGCCAUUAG
Molecule: messenger RNA, 309 nt
Organism: Protopolystoma xenopodis
Lineage: Eukaryota; Metazoa; Platyhelminthes; Monogenea; Polystomatidea; Polystomatidae
Source: the annotation of a GenBank genome assembly